Laetiporus sulphureus 93-53 is the source of this 477-nucleotide messenger RNA. RefSeq lists its product as uncharacterized. The record is from RefSeq and is a predicted model, not a curated record. Bases 1 to 477 code for a protein of 158 amino acids. NCBI's taxonomy places the organism in Eukaryota, Fungi, Basidiomycota, Agaricomycetes, Polyporales, Laetiporaceae. The transcript has 2 exons.
AUGUGUGCUUGGAUGGCUUGCGUCCGAUAUGGAUUAUGGGGAACGGGGAUCGUGUUUGAGAAGGGAGAAGGUGUGGUGGUCAGGGCUUAUAUGCUCGGGCUGUUCUUGCGGCUGUGCAAGUGGUGGCCACCGACCGUUGAUCUGCCUCUGCUAUUGUGCGCGGCCCAAAACAACGCCCAAACCAUUCAUGCAAUCCAUAAGGAGAAGUAUAACACCAUGACUGUAGUUGACGAUCCUCGCUCAUGCCUUAUGAAUCACGUCAUAGCGCCACAUACUCUACGGCCUGCUGCCUCUGGAUCCUUCUACCAAGGUGCCCUAGCAAUCAGCCCGACCGUUCAAGCAUCUUUGUUCGUUCUCAUGCAUGAAGCGGGAAUGUGCUCCUGUGCCAACAUUCGUCUGAGUACUCAUUUGCCACGCGCCAGCUUAGAGGUGGCGAACGUCGCUUUCGAUACCUCCACAGGAAUACGGGAAGAUUAA